Molecule: messenger RNA, 690 nt
Organism: Penicillium lagena
Lineage: Eukaryota; Fungi; Ascomycota; Eurotiomycetes; Eurotiales; Aspergillaceae
Exons: 2
Source: RefSeq, a predicted model, not a curated record
AUGCCUACAAAGCCUACCCUCAUUUUCGUUCACGAGGCAUGGCACACUUCAGAAUGCUGGGCACAUGGUUACGAGUGCAUCGCUCCCCAGCUCGACUAUAGCGGUACAGCGACACCACUUGAAUCUAAUGCGAGCAGCAUAAUUCAGAUUCAAAAUUUAAUCAUUGCGGCCACUACAUCAGGACAGAAUAUGGUGCUGGUGAAUCACUCAUUCGGUGGCGUGGUGGGCUGCAGUUCUGUCAAAGGUUUCACUCAGAAAGAACCUUCGCGGCUGCGUUUUGGAUCGGGGGAAGUUAUCGGAUUAAUUCAACUUGCGGCGUUUCUGUUGCCUUUAAAUUGCUCUCUUUAUGAUAUUAUCGGAUCUGCAUCUCGGGAACCUUGUCACCAUCACGGCCCAGAAGGCUGGGAAAUAACCGAUAACGGUGAUCCUCAGUUAUUAUUUUAUAAUGAUCUGAUGCCAGUGGACCGCGUCUUUUGGGCAAGCAAACUAAAAGACAGUCAUCUGCGACAUUUCUUGAUCGAGCGAAUACCUACGCAGGUUGGGCAGAUGUGCCAGUUUGGUAUCUCCAUUGCACAGAUGAUGCUGCCAUUCCAGUUCAAGUGCAAGAAUCACUUGUGUCUGAAGCAGAAAAAGCGGGUGCAACUCUGGCUACAAGAUACAUUAAAUCAGAAACUGAAUGGAUUUUACAGC